AUGGCACUCCAAAUAAGCCACAAUCAAAUCUACUUAUUUCAAAUUCAGAUUUAUCUUUUACUCAAUAGCAAUUAUGGCUCAGCACUCUCAACAAUUCUAUCCAACUCAAAAAAGGAUAUAAAAAAAUUUGUAGUAGAUGAAGGUCAAGGAGUUAAGGGUCUUUCUGAUAUAGGUCUUCAAACAUUACCUAAGCAAUAUAUUCAACCUCCUCAAGAACAGAUCUCUACCAGCACUAUACUAACUGAGGAGUCCAUUCCUGACAUUGACAUGUCGAAUUCGAAUGAACAAAUGGUAGCAGACAUGAUAUGCAAUGCAGCAGAGAAAUGGGGCUUCUUGAAGGAAUGA
This is a messenger RNA of Fraxinus pennsylvanica, 345 nucleotides long. NCBI's taxonomy places the organism in Eukaryota, Viridiplantae, Streptophyta, Magnoliopsida, Lamiales, Oleaceae. The record is from the annotation of a GenBank genome assembly.